Messenger RNA from Sceloporus undulatus (fence lizard), 2681 nucleotides. RefSeq names its product protocadherin gamma-A4-like. Gene Ontology annotation, molecular function: calcium ion binding. Gene Ontology annotation, biological process: homophilic cell-cell adhesion. NCBI's taxonomy places the organism in Eukaryota, Metazoa, Chordata, Lepidosauria, Squamata, Phrynosomatidae. Gene Ontology annotation, cellular component: plasma membrane. The coding region runs from base 148 to 2676 and encodes 842 amino acids. The record is from RefSeq and is a predicted model, not a curated record. The transcript has a single exon.
UCUCCUGUAUUUGCAUUCCCAGUGAAACAACAUAAGUGAAUCAAAGGACUGUUUUAAAACCAAAGAGUGAGGGGAUUUCUUGAAAGAAGACAAAGAAGCAGAUGGUUCAAAGGAAAUUCAAACAAAGGUGACCCUAGAAAGCUUGAAAUGGCAGAUGCUCUUAGAUACCAGCAAUGCAGUGGUUCAUUCUGGCUUACCUUGAUUGCUCUUUGUCAGCUAAAUUAUGGGCAAGUCCACUAUUCCAUUCCUGAGGAAGUCCAGAAAGGCUCUUUUGUGGGGAAUAUUGCUGAGGACCUGGGACUCAGUUCCCAAGAACUGUCAGCCAGCCGAGUUCGCAUCAUUUCUGAAGGUAUGCUCCAAUAUUUUAUCUUGAAUUUUAAGAAUGGGCAUUUGUAUGUCUCUGAAAAAAUAGACAGAGAUGAACUAUGUGGGUGGGAAGAGAAAUGCAUGUUAAGUCUGGAAAUCCUUGUUGAGAAUACAGUGAGGAUAUUCACUGUUGAAAUUGAAAUCACAGAUAUAAAUGAUAAUGCUCCAACUUUUGCACAGGAGCGUUUAGAACUAAGGAUAAGUGAAACAGCCAAUGUAGGGACCCAUUUCCCCUUGCAAGAAGCUCAGGAUGCUGACAGUGGAAACAAUUCACUUCAGAACUAUCAUCUGAGCAGCAACAAAUAUUUCUCCCUGAAACUGCAGAGGAGAUCUGACGGAGACAAAUAUCCAGAACUGGUACUAGUUAAACCCUUGGACCGGGAAGAAGAAGCUGUUCACUUUCUAAUCCUAACUGCCACUGAUGGUGGACAGCUUGUGAGGUCGGGCACUCUGCAGAUCUGCAUAGUGGUUCUUGAUGUAAAUGACAAUGCACCAGUUUUCAGCCAAUCUGCCUAUCAAGUGAGCAUUUUGGAAAGUGUUCCCAUAGGUUAUCUGCUGGUGACUGUAAAUGCUACAGAUGCAGAUGAAGGGACAAAUGCUGAGGUGACUUACUCAUUCUUAAAAAUAAAAGAGAAAGCAUCACAACUCUUUGAAAUAAAUUCUAGAAGCGGAGAAAUAACAACAACAGGAAAGCUGGACUAUGAAGAAAUCGCAUUACAUGAAAUCGAUGUUCAAGCAAAGGACAACGGAGGUCUCUCUGACAGGGCUAAAGUACUGAUAAAAGUUAUUGAUAUUAAUGACAAUAUCCCCAAGAUAACAGUCACAACCAUUUUUAAUUCAAUCAGUGAAGGGAGCUCUCUAGGAACAGUGGUCGCUCUACUAAACAUACAAGACAGAGAUAUGGGUGAGAAUGGAGAGGUCAUAUGCUCAGUACCAACAGCUCUUCCCUUCCAUUUGCAGAAAUCUUUUGAUGACUAUUAUCAUCUGAUUACGGACAGACUCCUUGAUAGGGAAGACGUACAGAACUAUAGCAUAACUAUCACUGCUACAGACAAAGGGAGCCCUCCAUUAUCAGCCUCUGCAAUGCUUUUUUUGGAAAUUUCAGAUGUAAAUGACAAUGCUCCUGUCUUCAGUAAGAUGCACUAUGUUUCCUAUAUAAUUGAAAAUAAUUCCAGAGGUGAGCCGGUGUGCUUUAUGAAAGCAAGUGACCCUGAUUUUAUGGAAAAUGCCACGGUUACCUUUUCAAUCACUGAAGGAGGUACCAACACCUCAGUUCUGUUCUCUUACCUGUCUAUUAACUCAGAGACUGGAGUAGUAUAUGCUUUGAGCUCUUUUGAUUAUGAAGAAAUCCGGGAGAUUCAGUUCUGGGUCAAGGCCCAGGAUGGGGGCUCCCCACCACUCAGCUCUAAUGUCUCUGUGACUCUUUUUAUCUUGGAUCAGAAUGACAAUGCACCAGAAAUCCUCUACCCUUCCCCUCCGACUGAUGGCUCCACUGGGUUAGAGUUGGCCCCUCGCUCCUCUGAACCAGGAUACCUGGUCACUAAGGUGGUGGCAGUUGAUGCAGAUUCUGGCCAGAAUGCCUGGCUCUCCUACCAACUGACCAAGGCCACAGAACCAGGGCUCUUCACUCUGGGUCUCCAUACAGGAGAGAUCAGGACAGCCCGGUUCCUUUUAGAGAAAGAUGCCCUGAAGCAAAGCCUGGUGGUUUUGGUGAAGGAUAAUGGUCAGCCCACUCUCUCUGCCUCUGUCACUAUCACCGUGGUGCUGUCUGACAACAUUCCAGACAUAUUGACUGAUCUCAGCAGCAUCUCAGUCCUUGUAGACCCCCCAUCUGACCUCACCUUCUAUCUAGUGAUCGCAGUGGCUUUUGUCUCUUGCUUGUUUUUGACCUUCCUCCUUGUGUUACUAGCCAUUAAGUUGUAUAGAUGGAGAAAUUCUCAGCUGUGUGACACUGGAAAUGUGAAUUUCAACGGUGUUCCAGUUUCACAAUUUGUGGGGAUUGAUGGAGUCCGAGCAUUUCUUCAGUCUUAUUGCCAUGAAGUUUCUUUGACUUCGGGCUCUCGUAGAAGCCAGAUUUUUUUUCCAAUUGGAAGCUGUACAAAUACAUUGACACCACAGCAAGCUCCGAGUAAACCAGAUCCUUUGUUAAUAACAGGAGAUUCAAAUCCACAGCAAGCUCCAAGUAAACCAGAUCCUUUGUUAAUAACAGGAAAUUCAAAUACCUGUAAGGAAGAUACAGCUGUCAGUCAGGUGAGCAUAUACAUUCCAAUAGUUCUACUUUAUUUUAGAGUUAACAUCAUCAGUGUUUAGAUAUG